Messenger RNA from Drosophila grimshawi, 2016 nucleotides. RefSeq names its product probable cytochrome P450 313b1 (gene Cyp313b1). Lineage: Eukaryota; Metazoa; Arthropoda; Insecta; Diptera; Drosophilidae. Gene Ontology annotation, molecular function: monooxygenase activity; heme binding; iron ion binding. Bases 9 to 1520 code for a protein of 503 amino acids. The transcript has 8 exons. The record is from RefSeq and is a predicted model, not a curated record.
UCAACGACAUGCUGGCCUGCAUCAUUCUGGCCAGCUGGCUGACCCUCUUAUGGAUUUACUUUCUAUGGAGUCGACGAUGCUACUACAAAGCAGCCUGGCAACUGCGCGGUCCAAUCGGUUGGCCACUCAUCGGCAUGGGUCUGCAAAUGAUGAAUCCGCAGAAAUUUCUGCAGUAUAUGGGCGGACUGUCGCAUAAGUACAAGGCGCCCUUCAUCUCAUGGAUGGGCACCAAGUGUUUCCUCUAUGUCAACGACCCACAAACUGUGGAGCAAAUCUUCAAUUCGACGCACUGCACCAACAAGGGCGAUUUCUAUCGCUUUAUGAGCUCAGCCAUUGGCGAUGGACUCUUUACCUCCAGCUCACCACGCUGGCAAAAGCAUCGUCGGCUCAUCAAUCCUGCAUUUGGCCGUCAGAUUCUGUGCAAUUUUUUGCCCAUUUUCAAUGCCGAGGCGGAGGUUCUGCUCGAUAAGCUGGACUUGGAGGGUGUGCAGCGUGGUAAAAGUCUCGAAAUCUAUCAAAUACUCAAGAAAAUUGUCCUGGAGGCAGCUUGUCAGACGACAAUGGGCAAAAAAAUGAAUUUUCAACACGAUGGUUCCAUGGCCAUCUUUGAGGCAUAUAAUGGAGUAACGGAGGUGUGUGUGAAGCGUAUGCUAUCUCCUUGGCUUUACCCGGAGCUCAUCUAUCGCUGGUCGCGACUUUUUGACCGACAGCAGAAGGUCGUCGGGGUUCUCUUUGGCUUCAUUGAGCAGCUGUUACAGCCAGCCGUUUCUGUGGUGGGCCAACUACAACAACACGAACAACUAAAUCAACAGCAACAACAACGCAUCAAGUCAAAGUCGAUAUUCAUCGAACAGGUGCGGGACCAUGUGGAACGAGGACUGCAAAUGAGCUGGCAGGAUGUACGAGAUGAGGCGAAUGUAAUUAUUGCGGCGACAUUCGAGACAACAUCGACGGCUUUGUACUUCACCAUCCUAUGUCUGGCCAUGCAUCCGGAAUAUCAGGAGAAGUUGCACGAGGAACUUGCCGCCGAGCUGCCCGAAUAUGGUGAUAUAAGCAUGGAGCAGCUGGAGAGGCUCAGAUACACCGAGAUGGUAAUUAACGAAUCGAUGCGUCUGUUUGCACCCGUGCCCAUGGUACUUCGUCAAGCUGGGCAGGAUUUGCAGCUGCGACGUGACGAUGGUGAAUUCCUGAUACCGAGUGGUACUCAAAUCGGCAUUGAUAUCUACAACAUGCAGCGGGAUGAGCGUGUUUGGGGUCCCUUGGCCAAAACCUACAAUCCGGAUGCACAUUUUGGAGCGGAUGCACCAGCACAUCAUGCCUUCGCCUUUGUGCCAUUCACCAAGGGAUUGCGCAUGUGCAUCGGUUAUCGUUACGCCCAGCUUCUGAUGAAAGUGCUGCUGGCCAAAAUCUUUCGCAGCUAUCGCAUCCGCACCGAUGCCCGGCUGGAACAGUUGCUGGUCAAGGGCAGCAUAUCGCUGAAGCUGCAGGAAUAUCCAGUGUGUCGCGUAGAGCGUAGAUAAUCAUCACUUCAUCAUCGCUUGACCUUAUCAUUUACUUAGUUACUUGAGUGGUUUAAAGAUUGUUUUUGCAAUCUUUCAAUUAAAAAUGCAAUUUUUGUUGCCAUUUUCUACGUUGUUAAUUGAAUUUGUUGAAACUUGCACAAUAAUAAUUCACUUUUACUAGGGGCUGUUGACGCAAAUUGCAAGCCGAGAAAUAACUUCAUGUCCCCCCUCAUCUUCCAUCUUUUCUGCCUGUUCUAUGUUUACUUUGCGUAUACGUAAUGCUAUUGAUUUAAUUGCAUUGAACGAGGCAAACUGGCCAAAGUGUUGUCUUGCAAAUGUUUGGCACAUUGAGAGUAAUCAGAAAAUUGGACAAAUAUUCCCAAGAAUUCCAUAUGCCAAAGGCUUAAGUGGGUGGUUGAGGUAUGAGGAGGUGGCAGACGAGGCACGUGCUACAAAAUAAUUUCCUACAGCAAACUGUUUGUAUCAAUAAGUCAGCAAUGCAUUCAAUCAAAUU